AUGUUCUUUGAUAAAGGCCUUCUCCCUGUCGGUGACCGUCCUGAUGAGAACAGACCUAAAGACAAAGAGCGCAAGACCGACGGGCACAGAGAGAGGAGGGCAGCACGAAGUCUGCCACACAACAACAAGACACACGCGCAGCAUCCACUGUUUCCCUAUCUAGUCGAUCUAUCGGGAUGUCUCAGUCUCCUCUGCAGCUCCGGAGGGGGAUUCAGCACCAGAUAGGCCGUGUAUGUCCUUCUGCGAGCCUCCAACCCUCCGUCAAUGUCAUGUGGCCGCCACCUCACUUCCUGUGGCGUAGAAUGGCGUCGUUGGUGUGCCCCGUAGAAGGAUGAUGGAAGGGGGACAGAGGCACGAUGCUCGGCCCGCGGCUGAACCUGGAUGGAUACACGCAAGGGCGCAAGAUAAGACAGUCACUCACGCCCGUCUUGCCUUGCUUUCUCUCUCACCCGUCCAUUUUUCCUCCUGGGACCCUCACGCCUCAUCGGGCCUCCAGUGGUUGUGUCCCGCCCGUCAGCCCUCCACUCACGUGUCAUCCAAUCAGCAGCCGUCGACUCACUGGCGGACUGUUGUGAGUCGUGUUGCAGGCGAAUCGCAUCCUCAUGAAAGGAAAAUAAAGGCUCGGCAGGGGCUGGAGGGCGUGGGGGUGGGGGUGGGACUGGCGGUGGCGGCACAGCUGGAGGAGUAAGAGACACCUGUACGGACAUGCUUCGUUGGGUGACGUCUGCCAGAGACGGAGCCGUAUCUUUGUUCGCCUUGUUGCUGGGAACCGAGGGUGGAUCUUUCCGCCUUGCAGCCAGCAUUUCUCCAAGCCCUUGGGCAACCAAUUCCUCAGCUCUCAGCGGUGGCUGGGGGCACUUGUCCGCCCCAUAAUCAGCCACUGGCUCGCUGGAUGCAGCCACGGUGUCUUCUUGAAUCAUGAGAAGCGUUGUCUGUGUGGCCUUGGUAGCCACUUUGGGCGGUUGCCGCGACAUCGUUGGCUGCCGGAGUUUCCUCAGUGCCAUGAUGACGGACCACGGGGACGCCAAGGAUGCAAACGACAUCACGGUCUCGCUUGGCUCCUUUGCAGCGCCGCGGUUUCUGAACGUGUCAACGUGCUCGACAUACACGCUGGAGGGAGGCACACACAAGAGAGACACACUGUCUUGCGGCUCCGGUGUUCACUGGUGUAAUAUGGCUCACACAGCAAUGGCCACAGCAGCAACACCGAUGUUGACCACGACCCAGAAGGACGCCACGAGAGCAUCCAUCAUGGGCAUCGUGGGCACGGGAGUCGCCAUUACCUCAGGCAAGAAUGCACCUGAACAUGGCAUGGCAAGUGGAUAUCCUCAGCAGAUGGAAUAAAACAUUGCAUCCUUCAUCAUCUAUCGUAUACAAAGGAAGGCCGACCUGGCUGCACAAGGUGUCUGUCGCAUCGCCCCUGACACGUCACGAGCCGCUCGAGAGUCUCGCCGUCCAGCCGGCACUCUCCUCCAGUAAUGUUGGGGUGACGCCUUUGCUUCCUCCAUUUGCGACCGCUCUUGUCGACUGUCACCUCGGCGUUCUCCCAGGGUGACAGGGGGCACGAGGGAAGCUGCCCUUCUGGGGUGAUUGGCGUUGUGGGAUGGACGAGGCCGACUGGACGAAGCCAGUCACUUGUGGAGGGGGGCGUUUCGGGCGGAGACGGUCUCGGUGAGGGCGCUGGUCUUUGCGCAGCGGGUCGUUCAGGCUCAGAAACUUGCUCCAAUGGGACAUCCGUCGCCCGUACCAUCGUCUCGUGUUUCUCGUCUUUUGGUGGCUGCUCUGUGGGUAUCACUUUUGUUGUGUCGUCGGCCGUCUCUGUUAGGUGCUGCUCAUAUGGGAUUGAUUGUCCUGGGAUCGGCAUUUCAGAUCUCUUCUGAUCCUCUGCAGCUUGCUCGGGCUCGGGAAGUACCCUUCCUUCUUCUUUCUGCUGCCUUAGAGCGGCUUCGGCUUCCGCCACGGCUUCAGAGGUCUUCUCCUGCUCUGUUUGCACCGGUUGGCCUGGCCUCGGCACUUCGGGCGUCCCCUGUUGCUUUGGUUCUUCAGAAGCAGGCUUGAGAAGCACGUCUGGCUGUUGUGGUUCUUCAGUCGGCUUGUCUUUGGGCUUUGCCGCUGCUUUCUCCUCUGAUCGGAUUCGUGUCUCAGCCAUGAGCACCUUCCCCGCUUCUUCACUUCCUGUGUCGUUGCGGCCGGGCGGCAACACGGUUGUCAGCCAUUUCCACGCCCGAUUGGCAGCCUCCGUCACGAAUCGUCUACCUGGCCUCUGUGAUUGAUGAGUGGCCUCAUGAGACACACGUGGCACUUGCGUGCCCGCCGUCGCAUUGCUGGGUCCUUCGUGAGCCCCUGGCGUUGCCGUCUCGUCCAUCUGCUUCGUCAUCGCCUCUUUCAUCCGCGCAGUCAUGGCCUGGAGUGUCCCAAGUGGAUCUGCUCGCAUCACCACAAUCUCCCACGCCCAUUUCGCUUUAGAGUGGACAGCCGCCAGCUGAGGGAAGAGCUCAAGCACGCGAUUCAUGGGCACGUCAGUGGCUGUUGCGGUUGUGUCAGGGCGCGGCGUUGGCUCGUUGGCUGAUGGCUGAAGUCCCGUGUCUUCUGUGAAGGGUGCGUCGCCGCGCCACUGCAUGGUCUUUGGUGUCUUGUCAAGCACGUCAAGUGGUACUUGUUGGAGCAGGUGUGGGCUUUCGCCACCCCAUCCGAUGCCCCGACGGUAGAGACUCGCGUGGACGGAGAAGGAUGUCACAGAGCCCCAGCGCUGCUUGCGGGACAGACUGCAGGAAACACACAAGACGAGCAGCCGGUCUCUUGCUGUCCCCUGCUUGUGGCUGACAGCCUACGUCUUGAUUCGGUCGAUCGGCGCGUGGAGUGCGAUGGACGAGUCACAAGUGACAAACAGGCAGGAUGGGUGCCAAAGCCACUCCCAAUGCCAUGUCUCGAUCGAUGGCGGAGAGACACCAUGCCACCUCACACUCGCCUACGGGAAUCCAACCGACAAGGCAGCGGUCUCAAGUUUGAUACUCGAGUGUUUUUGCUGGGCUCUAACUCACUCACUCACUUCGAGGGCAACCCAGUAUGCAGUGAAGAGGCCGGUGUUCCGCAUGCCUCGCCAAUGCACGUCAAGGGACCCACUGUCCAGAGCUAGCACACUUGGCACUGACAGCUGCAGCCGCACAGUGAGAGAAUCGACUGCAAUCAAGUCCGCCAAGAUGCCCACACUGAGACAUAAGAACACCGUGUCGUGUUGCGUGCCCUUCCCUCCCUCCCUCCCUCCCUCCGUCCCAGACCUACCCACCCAUCAAACAUCCUCAGCUCGUACUCGCCCUCGACCAACGGGGCCUCCAGCCGAAGCUCCCCCGAGUAAGCUUCGCUCUCAAGGGGGUGGGGGAAGCUGUCGCUCUUCUUGGUCCACUGCCAUGCCCUCCCCUUCCCACCCUUGUGCCCUUCGCACACCAAAGCGACAUCGGCGCGACAAAUGGCGACGUAGGACCGGAUCAGACGCUCCUCAGUGAGGCCAUGCCAAGCGACUCUGACGCCCCAGCCGGCGGGAGACAUCCCGGGGCCGACAACCUGCGCGGACAGAGACACAGGCAGGGGCCAAUUGAUUUGACGGGCGCGGUCCAUUCAUUGGUUUAUUUUACCUUGAUUGGCGGUUCUGUUGUCCAUUUUUUGUCAUCCUGUCUGUCCUCGAUGGCCAGCCGAGGCGCCAGAUGCUCCGCCCAUGAUCCGGGUCCAUACCGCAGAAACUGUCGCCGCAGCCACACCUGAAAGAGAGAGCAGCCACAGCAUGCAGCACUGCCGACAUGCACACCUGGUCCAUCCCUCUGCUGGUCCUCAUGAGCUUACCCAUGCUUCAGCUCCGGGCGGGCUUGUUCUCGUGGGCGAGGAAACGGUCUCAAGGGAGAGAGUGCAUGCGCAGCAGGCGAGGCAAGUUAGGAGAGCCAGCAGCCUUCGAAAACACAUGAGGCCCAACUUUGCGAGCUUAACUUGAAGGCUCGCAAAGUACUUUGCGAGCUUAACUUGAAGGCUCGCAAAGUUGGGAACUGGCAGCAU
Vitrella brassicaformis is the source of this 4044-nucleotide messenger RNA. The record is from the annotation of a GenBank genome assembly. Lineage: Eukaryota; Vitrellaceae.